AUGAGCCGGUCCGCCCGGAGACGGGCUUCCAAGCGCAAGGCCUCGGUUAGCGCUGAGGUCGAGCGUGGUGCCCCUACCUCGAAGGGCCCGAAGUCCAGCGGGAAGGGCAAUCCCCGCAAGGGCAAGGGCAAAGGUCACCGGAGGGAUGACUCUGUAGAUAGCUGGAGCCGCGACCCGCCUAAGGGCCGUGGCAAAGGCAAGGGUAAGCCCAGCGGCCGGCCACCUGCCACGGUCGGCGGGCUGUUGAACCAGCAGAUUUCGGAGCCAGUGCGGGACCCGAUGACUGAAGACACCUUGGACCAGGCGUUGCCGGUUUCUCAGGUGCAAGUCACGGAGCGUAGUCGGUCGUUGUGCACGUUUCUAGACUACGUAGACCUUGUGCAGUACUUGGUCGUUCCAUCGCUGGUCCAGGACCACCUGUUCGCGCGUCGCAUGUUGCACGCGUGCACAGCGUCGUCUAAGUACCACGUGAUGCAGGUACCACCAAUCCUGUACUUCACGCUUGGUGCGAGCAGUCGGAGGCUUCGCCGCAUGAUGUUGUAUUAUCGCGAGCAGGCCCCGUUGCCAGUGCCCCUCUCGGAUAGUGAUCGCGCCGCCGGUCUGGACGGGACGUCGGUUACACCGCUAGGACCUCUGGUUACUGAGUUUCGUAAGCUUGUGAGCCAGAUGGUUGACGUGCAGGGGACAGAAUUCAUGAGGAUGUACGACGGGUGCCUCGUGGCUCAGGGAAAGCAGUUUGCUCCCGUGUCCGAGCGCAUCUGCGGACUCCAAGCGGAUGCCAAGCCCGCGACAGCGUUCUCGCCGGGCAAUGAUGUGAGGGGGAAGCUUCUGUUAGAACACCCCUCCUUCACUGAUGGCCUGCUCCACGAGUGGUCGUUGUUAGAGCUGCGCCUGAUGUGCAUCUGCGCUAUCAGGGCCGUACCCUGGAUGGUGGCCGCGAAGUUUUGCUCGCGUGCCGCUAAUGUGCCCUGGAAUGGGUCCACUUUCUUCAGGUAUGGGCCAUUUCGAGAAAUUUACGAGGCCUCGGUGACUGGCUUGACCGCUAGUCAUGCGCGAACGACGAGAGAGAUGGAUGCCAAAGUUGGCUCAUGGAACUCCAUCUUCGCGAAGAGCAGAGCCGACCCAGCACAGCUCUGGGGAGGCGUGGCCUCGGACGCUUGGCUGAGCACCUUCGUCUCCAAGAUGAGGGGCGAUCGUGAGGUGUCGGCCAUUAGUGUAUUCCCCAUGAGCACGGCACGGUCAUCGCUUGACCCGUCUGUGCUCGUGAGGUUUCGCUUCAAUCACGCACUGGUUGGCCAGCUUUCGGACGCAGGCCAAGGAGUUCCGCUGAUAGCGUGCUCUGAUCGUUCAGUGCCCGUGGAGUUAGUUGCGGCAAGCUUGCAGCAGGGUUGCAACAUCCCCGUGUCAGACCUUUCUUGCGUUGGCCCGACGCUCAUUCGUCUUCGCGCGUUUCGAGACUCGUGGCCCGCUAGCGAUUUUGACACGCUUUUCUUCGAAGCUGAUGUCACUCGCAAGUGGCGGCGUGGUGUUACUAGGCACCGCGAGUUUGAGUCGUUCGCGGAGGGCCUGCUGGCCCAGGCGCUGUCCGGGGUGGCGCGUGCGCAGGGGGCGGUGCUGACCCGCGGGACUCCGGCCGUCCGUCAGUUGGCGGCGCAGUGCCGCGUGUCGGUGGGUCCUCUCACGGCCGCGCUGCGCAGCGUCGUUUGCGUCUCGGAGGAAGGUGGUUGGGGGUCCGCGCUGGCGGUCGGGCUCAACGGACUCUUGACCGCGGCGCACGUCGCCCCGGACGCGUGCGACGCGGUCGCCAGGCACCUCGGCGCUGACGGAUGGGCGACGUUUGAAGUCGGGGCCGGUCCGGAGGUCACCGUGGGCGCGGGGCAGUCGGCCGUGAAGGUGCGCGUUGCGCAGGCCGCCGUGUAUCCGGGCGCCGACGAGGAAGAUCCGCCCCUGUGGUUGGAGACCGACCGGCCGUUCGCGUCGCGCGCGUUCGCCGACGAGGAGACCGUCAAGGAGUGGCUGGGCGGAAAGAAGACACUGCAGGACGACGGUGCACUGCUCGGCAGGGAGCAGAAUGACGCCGGUCAGUUUGAGACGCGCGUCAAUGUGAUCGGUUCCGUCACUGGCGCGGGCGCCGCGUUCGAGUACGACGGCGGCUCGAUUUCGGGGUGGUCGGGUGGGCCCAUCUUUUGCUUCCAGGACGACGGCUCAAUGGGGCUGUUCGGGGCCCACGCGUGGGCGACCGGCGACGUGGCGCGGAGCGGACACAAGCUGUCGGCUGACGUGCGGAAGUGGAUCCGCGACUCGCUCGACGCCCCGAAAUGGCGCCAGGGCGCCGUCACCUCGGCGACGCCGCCGGUCGAGGACGCGCCGGCGCCGGGCAAGGCCGGCAGACGGGUCACCGAGGCGGUGAAGGGCGCGGCGCCCGGGGCGGCCGGGCCGGACAACGGAGGCGGGUCCGGCCGUCCGCCCGGGGCGCAGGAGGCGGCGGCCGCUGCGGGCCCGGGCGGUGAUGGGGGCGCCAUCCUGAAGGCGUCGCCUGGCCCGCAGCGCGUGCCCAGCCAACACCCGAAGGUGUGGUUCCAAGAUUCUGCUGACGGUCCGGUCGCUGUGGGCAGCCGGGUGCCUCGCCUUCGCGGGCAUCCUGUUGUCCACGGCUCUCCCGCCGGUCCGUUGGAGCUUUGGCAGCCGUGCCCAGAGGCGCAGCCUGCUGUGCAGCCCGAGGCCGUCGUUCGUUACGUGCACGACUUGAUCCGUCUCGGUCCCCCUGGAAAGGAGGCUUGGAUCGAGUUGCGCAAACGGCGGCGCUUGCUGCAGCAGCACAGCCGGAAAUGCGUGCCGAUUCUCCCGCCGCCGACUGAGCCGGCCACAAUGGCCUCGCCUGAGGGCGCGCUCGACAAUGCCGAUCCCGUUGUUUUCGGACGCGAUGGCGUGACGCGGCCUCGGAAGGCUCAGCUCGCCGCGCGGAAUGUUCAUCCCGUGCCGCGCGCCAAUCUCGAGGCCCCGCCGCCGGAGCUGCUGCGCAUCUCGGCCGUCCGCGAGCCGGGGUGGCCUUGCGUGCGAAGCGGGUUCGUCAAAGAGCAGGGAGAGCGGGAGCGCCAGGGCGACCUCGGUGCCAUCGAGCAGGCGUGCGCAGAGCUCGCGGACUCGCCGUUCUCGCGCGAGGUCGCGAUCCUCUUUCAUCAGCGCCGUCCUUGGGCGGUCCUCCGCCGACCGAACGCUCGCGACGGUCGUGUGCGCCGCGUGAUGGUCCGCGAGGACUUCUCGAGGCUCAUCGCCGCGGCCUAUGCGUUGGCGGAGGCGUUCGACCCCUCGGUCGCUGCGUUUCUCUGGAUCGCCUGCGUCUGGCUCUCGUGCACCGGCGGCGAGCGUGCUCGCAAGCGGUUGGCCACGGAGGCACACGUUGCCUGCGUUGUGGGCGCCCCCUGGCGGGGCCUUCAGGCCCGCGCGCUCGUCGCAGUGCAGCGCUGGCUGACCCGCGGUCUCUUUGUUGGCUCGCCGACCUUGACCGAGCCGCCGGUUCGGCUGCAGGAGGAGCGAGCCACGCAGCAGGGCAUCGCGGUCCCAGACGAGGCUGAGGCCUGGCUCCUGGAGGCCGUCGAGGACUCCGUGGCGACCCGCUCGCGUGAUGGGACUCGCUGUGCUCGCUGCGUGCGCCGCGAGCCCGAAGGCGAGUUCCUGGGCCUGUAUUGCAAGAAGUGCGAACGCGCCACAUGCGGUACGCUUGGCUCCGGGGGCGGCACCAUUGCCGACGCUCGCCGGAUGGGAGGGCUUCACAAUGCCAAAGCAUCCGUCAUGGACCAGUUUGGCCUCUCUCGAGACGCGGAUGAUGUGGCUAACGCUGCCGCCGCGCUCGAUUGGGCAACUCGACCUGGAAGUGACCUUCGCGCCCUGGUAGUCAUGACUGCAGUCUUCCCGUCCGGCCAGGCCGGGGCUCGCGAUCAGGAGACCCCAUCGGUUCGCGCCGCGAUGGCAGGUCACGCACUCCGUGCGCUUUUCAGCGCUCUCGUUGAUCCGGACUGGGCGAUGCCUCUUUGGCGUCCAGAUCGCUGUCUCCCCGAGCUCUCAGUUGCCCCCCUCGGCGCUCCCUUCGGGGCGUGCGACGCCAAGAGCGCCGCCGACGGCCAACGUCGCCGCGGAAUUUUGGCCCUUGCCUCUCGGUUGCCGCAUCUGCACCCUGCCGUUCUCGUCGAGGACGAGGGCGACGACGGCGGCGCAAAUGUGAGGCGGCGCGCGGCGGGGCCGGAUCGCGAUCGAGAUCUCAAGCCCGCGGCGCUCGAGUUGCACCUCAACUGCAGCAGCGUGCGCAUGCUGCCGGACCAGUGGGCCCGACGUCGUCGCCGCGGCUCUGGGGCGGCCUCAUUUCGCCAUGCGCAGUGCGAGGCGCCUCUCCCAGCGGAGGAAGUUGCCCAUGUGACUCCGACGCGCGGCGGGGGAGCGCCCCGAUUCUUGGCGACAGGGCCGAACAUUGCGGUGCUGACUGGCCCGACAGGGUGUGGCAAGACGGCUGGCCUGGCAGCGCUCUCUGGUUUGAAAACGAUCAUGCUGUCGACUCGGCUCGCCAACGCGCUCCCUGCCGAGUGCGCGACGGUAUGCCACGGCCUGCCCUCGUCCGUCCUGUUUUACAAGGCGGGCUCGCUCGGUGGGCGGCCGGAUCUUGGCGCCGCGCGCUGUGCGACCACCGUCUCUCGCGUGCUCGGGGACAGGCUUCCUGCCGGCGCGUGCGCUCUCCUUGGCCGCUUUCUCCGCGGUGCGGGCUUCGGCGGGCUCAGGCCCGUCGCGUGGUCCGCCUGCGAUCGCUCGGCCGCGGACAUGGAGCUGCGCCAGCGUGCCGCCCCGUGGCAGGUGACGCAUCGACCGCAUGUCGGGCGGGCCGUGAUCAUCGACGAGGCGCGCGAGCGCACCUGGGCGCGCAUGGUGGCCCUGGCCACGGCCGUGCUCGACGGAGCGCGAAUCGUGCUCCCGAGCGCCGCGCUCCCCGCGCAUGCGGAGAGACCGUCAUUCAACAGCGAGAGCACUGCCGUCGGACGGAAGCCCCCCCCCGACCUCUCUUCCGGCAGGGGUCCGCCGGUGUUCGUGCUCCACGGGCGCGCGUUCAGAUCCGUAGGCGCACUCUACCCAGAGUCGAGCCGCAGUCCGAAGCGCGCGCAACUGUACAUCUACGACCCAACAGAGGUGGCCUGCGCAGUGGUGGGAGAGGGGCCUCUGCCUCCCCGCUACGUCUCUGUGCUUGCACGCCGCGCGGACGGCUCCGACGCAACCCGCGAGACGCUGCACGCGAGCGGGCCGCAGGGCGCCCUGCUGCUGUUCGUCCUGGUGGGGCUCCUGGCCGCCGGGGUGUGCGCGAGCAUCCAGGGCGUGCCAAGGUGGGUGCCCGCGCUGCCCCAGCCAGGCCUCGACGCCUCCCUCGGCGCGGGCGCGGUGGCGCCCGCCAGGAGCGCCCGGCAGCGCUCGGGCAUCUUCUCGACCGCACGGCCAGCGGCCAAGGCGCCGAGAGGGGAGUCGCCGCGUGCAGCCGCAGGCCAGGCGCCGCUGGCGCUCGCGCCCGGAGCGUCCGAGCCGCCGCCGGGGCUCGGGCUGCGGCGCGUCGGCGGGGCUUGCCGCGGCGGGGCGGGGGGCCAGGAGCCGGGGAUGCAUGCUUAUGCCGUUUUUUGUUCCUCUACGAUGGUGGACUCUCUUGAGGGCUGCAAGGACCUCUGCCGCGCGACCCCAGGCUGCGCGGGCGUCGAGUACGGGGAGUGCAGGAGGUGCGAGGUGUGGCUGGACGAGGUCACCGGCUCCGUCGACGCAGAGGGCUUCACCUGCCUGCGCGCGAGCGGGCCGGCGGCCGCGCCGCCUGGUGGGCGGGGGCCUGGGCCCCGCGGGGCUGGAGGCGGUCCGCUCGGCGAGUACGGCUUCCUCACGGACUUCGACGUGGAGCCCUUCGAGGCGAGGGAGCGGGUGCGGCAGCUGGCGCGGCACUUCGGGGUGCGCGAGUUCCAGUUCUACGACGCCAUGUCGAGCUACUCCGGCCCGCCGGCCGAGGCCGAGGGGGAGUGGAGGACCCCGUGCGGCGGGAAGCUGGUCCGGCGGAGCGCGCUGGAGGCAUACGCGGACGAGGUCUCCGCCGUGGGCGGCAGGGCGUGGCUCUACGUGCAGGCCAUGGGCACCGAUCCCGGCGACGCAGAGGCGCAGGCUGGAUUCCAGACGGAGGGCACGCACUACUGCGGAGACGACCCCCUCCUGGACAAGGUCUUCCCGUCCCCGGGGUGGGCCGAGCGCGUGGCCGAGAGGUGGGCUGAGUUUGCCGCCUCGAUGGGCUUCGGGGGCAUCCACUGGGACACCCUGGGCGAGGGCGGCGACCUGCCGGGAUUCCUGAGGGCCGCGCGGCCGCUGCUGCACGACAGGGGCCUCGCGCAGAGCUGCAACUUCGUGGGCGGCAAGGCGUGGAACGACUCGCUGGCCCUGGACGGGGUCGUAGCCUUUCCGUACUGGGAGGUCUGGACCGUGCCCGACACCCUCAACAGGUUCAUCGAGAGCUCCGCCCGAUGGAACGGGGGAGUCUUGGCAUGCUACCCAGGCCAGUCUGCAGACCACGCCGGCGAGAUGAACAACAAGCUGUUUCCCGGCGUGGAUCCCCUGGACCUCUUGAUCGGGAGGUGGAUCCUGGCCAGGAACCACUCCAUGACCUACCUGGCCAUCGGCGACGGCCUGCGCCGCGCGGGGAUGGAGUUCCUCCCGACCGCCCUCGCCCUCGAGAGCUGGGAGGUCGACAAGAUCCAGAGGGCCGUCUUUUCUCCCGGGGAGGUGGAGAGGUUUGGCGCUGCGGCCAGCGCCGUGGAGUCUGCGUUCUCAGGCCCGGCGGCGGGCGCGGCCGAGGGCGCCGCAGAGCCGGGCCAGGUGGCGCCGGGCCCGCUCCGCAAGCUUGCGCGGCAGGUACCGUCGGAACAGGCGGCGUUAGCAUUGCUGGGCUGACCGGGCUCUCAGGCUCCAGGGUGAUCAAGGUUCGACGUUGGUGGAUAGGGCUGGGGGAGGUCGGAAGUGAGUCGUCUCGGAGGGGCAGCUUGCCCACCCCUGCCUUGCGAAGCAAGUGGGGCCGGCAAGGCUUGCUUGUCAGGCGUUCUUUUUUGUUCACUUUGUGCUUGCCAUCGCAGGCCCCGAGCAGUGCAUCAUUGUACUCUGGAUGUGUAGCUCAUGUGGUACCAGCUACAUUUCCCAUCCGCCCCACGAUCUUCAUACACACCAGCGCCAAAAUGCACCGCGGCGCUGGCGACUGGAGGUCGCGGCGCGCCUUUCAGGCGCCGUGCAGCCAGGAUUGUACAGGCGAAGCGAAGCGAACCAGCAACAUCUUGCAUAUGCGCAUAGUUCCAAAUAGAGAGCGCAGCCAAGAACCCCCCCGUGCAAGCGCUGCCUGGGAAGUGUGUGGUCUCGCCUGCACAAUCGGCAGGCAGAUCCAAGACUGCAGUCCAUCUGCUCGCGCGGCUGGUGAAUUCGGACCGUGGGCCAACGUAGUCGCACGGCACGAUGUUCAAAGCGUGGCCCAACCACGGGUUCAUGGGAGCUGCACGUCCGCUUCGCAUGUCCUCAAGGGUCAGCGGCAGCAUCGGACGCAGACUCUGAGAGCUAUCCGCGCUCCGUCCUCGGAGACCGCGGUCGGCAUGAUACGCGAGCAGGAGUUGCGCCAGUUCUUCCCAAAUCUCAGGGCUCUGCAUGUUCUCCUUUGGCGCCCUGGCUCCUCGCAGCGUGCUUCCCUCCGAGGCUUCGCUUCCCAAUUCUGAUCACCUCCACCCUGGUCUCGUUUCC
Prorocentrum cordatum is the source of this 7779-nucleotide messenger RNA. The record is from the annotation of a GenBank genome assembly. NCBI's taxonomy places the organism in Eukaryota, Dinophyceae, Prorocentrales, Prorocentraceae.